Messenger RNA from Theobroma umbraticum, 1706 nucleotides. RefSeq names its product CTC-interacting domain 9 (gene CID9). NCBI's taxonomy places the organism in Eukaryota, Viridiplantae, Streptophyta, Magnoliopsida, Malvales, Malvaceae. The record is from RefSeq and is a predicted model, not a curated record. Gene Ontology annotation, molecular function: RNA binding.
AGUUAUUACUCUCCCUCUCUCUCUGUGUCUCUUUCUCUCCAGUCUCCCACCAAAGUCUUUUUCUUUUUUUCUUUUUUUGGGAAGAAAAUCAAAGAAAAGAAACCCCACAAAGAACAACUGUUGUUCCUUCCUCCACUCCUCUCUUUUUUUUUCCUUUUCUUUGAUCAUUCAUAUCAGUUCCUCCAAAAGCCCUAAUUUUUUUACUUUCUCUUUCUUUUUUUUUUUGGCUUUAAUAAUUUUGAGAUAUUUAUCCAUUCAAUUUAAACACACCCAAAUUGAAAAGAAAAGGAAACCCAAUCUGCAUUUUCUCUUUAUUGCCAUUUCUAGACAGUUUUAUCUUAAAUGGGUAUCUAUUAUUAGGCAUCAACAAUCAAGAAAAGGGAACAAAAUUCUCUAAAGCUCUCAACUUUCUUGCUCUGUAGUAAGGAAGAAGAAAUAAAGAGAAUAAAUUUACAGAAGCAAAUUCUCAUUUCUUCUGGUCAUUCGGUUUUUUGUUUUUUGUUUUUUUCCUUUUCUUCUUGGGGGGUUUUGAUUCCAUGGCUGCAGUUGCUGACAAGUCAGGUGAGGCGGCGGCAGCAGCAGCAGCUGCCAAUAACAACAACAAUUUGGUGGUGGAGACAGCCAACUCAGAAUCAAAGGAAUUUAAUGUGCAGAAGUUGGUUGAUAUGUUCACAAAGUUGAAUCCUUUGGCCAAAGAAUUUUUCCCAUCAUCUUACCAUCAUAAUCAGACCAAUAAUAAUAAUAAUUUUAAUCAGGUGCCUAUCAAUAAGCAAUCAGUUGGGAAUGAGAAUUUCUCCAACAGAAGGAGAAGAAAUAACUACAACCAGGGCAGAAGAAGGCUUAACGGUAGAGCUUUUCGAGCUCAAAGAGAAGAUGGUAUUAGGCGGACAGUAUAUGUUUCUGAUAUUGAUCAGACUAUUACUGAAGAGCGGCUUGCUGGCUUAUUUAGUAAUUGUGGACAAGUUGUUGAUUGCCGAGUUUGUGGUGAUCCACAUUCAGUUCUUCGCUUUGCAUUUGUUGAAUUCGCAGAUGAAGAAGGUGCAAGAGCUGCUUUGAGCCUUGGUGGGACCAUGCUUGGGUUCUAUCCUGUUAAGGUUUUGCCUUCAAAAACUGCCAUCCUUCCUGUGAACCCUACAUUUCUCCCUAGGUCAGAAGAUGAAAGGGAAAUGUGUACUAGGACAGUUUAUUGUACAAAUAUUGACAAGAAGGUUUCUCAAGCUGAAGUGAAGAAUUUCUUCGAAUCGGCCUGUGGUGAGGUCACUCGCUUGAGGCUUUUAGGGGAUCAUGUGCAUUCAACCCGUAUUGCUUUUGUUGAAUUUGCCAUGGCGGAAAGUGCAAUAAUUGCUCUGAAUUGUAGCGGGAUGGUGUUAGGAACCCAGCCUAUCAGGGUAAGUCCUUCAAAGACACCUGUGAGGCCUCGGGUUACCCGUCCAACAUUGCAUUAACUGAUCAAUGAAGGCUUUUAAGAUCCAUGGAUGGAAUUGGGUGACUUCCCAGUGGAGAGAAACUUUGUUGUGUUGAAGGGAUGGUGAAACUUUCCUUUGUUUCAUUGUUUCCAUCUUUUCUGUCGCAACAGAUACUUUUAUCUUUGACUGAAGAUAUAUCGUGACCAUGCUUCGGAUUGAAGCCUGACCUUUGAGAAUUUUUUACCUUAUUCCAUCCCUUCUGUUUUGACAAUGUCAUCUUUGGAGUUUCUUUGGUCCUAA